ACUGGUGUUGGAAUCGAGUCAUUAAACUUCUUUCCGGUCUAUUUAAGCUAAUCCCUGUGAUUGCUAGUGGGAUCCGAGAGUUUUGCUGAGCGAGUCUUAAGUGGGCUGUUAUGUUGCUAGCUAUUGUACAUAGAGAGUAGAUUUAAAUUAAUUUAAUUGUUUUUGUUUGGUUUACGAGGUUUUGCUUUUUGUAAGGUCUUGUUUAGAAUGAGAUGGGGAAUGGUGGAGGGAAGUGUGCGAGUAGGGAGCAGAGUGCGCGUUCGUCGCGGCCGCCAAGGCUUCGGUCCAAGAGGCGCGAGACACUCGUGCAGGCGUCCACAAGUUCAGUUGCGUUGAAGCCAAGUUCCAGCAAGGAGAAGGCCAUCGAGUUCGACCCUGCCACUCUGGUGCCUGUGAUUGGCAAGAAAGACCCUACUGAAGUUGCGAAAUUCAACGAUGAUGGCGACAAUCGGAUCGAUACAAAUAUUACCUUUGAUGUGGACAAUGCUGCGAACGAGUCGGGAAGGAGGCUCCAAGACGACGAGAUCCAAAGAGUUGAUAUGAAGGUCGCAGAUAUGCUCCUCGAGGACAGGAGCAUACCUGUUAACAAUCGAACAGCUGAUCCGGGACAAAUUCCCGCCAUUCCGGGUGAAACUGAGGACGAUGCAUAUGGUUUUUCAGUGGAAACCCCGCUGGAGAGGUCGGCGAGUCUCACGGACAGCGAGAAUCAGGGUUCUCUGACAGCGCCUCUAGCCACCAGUGAGACCGAGGGAGCGACAUCCCACAAUUCCAGAACCUCGGCUGACACGACGGCUUCUCCUCGGGAUUAUCAACCGUGGAAGGAGUGGUUUUCCAACUGCACAGGAGAACUCGGCGAAAAGGUUUUGGACGUUGUCUUCUUUCAUGGCCUCCAAAGAGGUCAUGGAAGGAGCGCGCGAGAAAAAACAUGGACCAAUUCUGAUGGAGCACUCUGGCCGAGGGAUUGGCUACCACGUUUGCUUGAAGGAAUUCUCAACGGGAGAAAGCUGCGAGUGCUGGGCAUUGCAUACAACGCACAAGCAAGUUCGUGGCGAACUGGUGAUUAUGGUGUGAGAGCCGAUGGACAUAAAGAUAUUGCUCAUAAUUUGUCCCAGAUUCUGAUCGUGUCUGAAAGUUGUCCCUUGGGAAGAAAUCCAUUUGUAUUAGUCAGCCAUUCUUAUGGUGGUAUUGUCAUAAAGAGCUUGGUGGCCUAUUGCAAUGGCGUUUCCAAUUCACCACUUGAGAGAGGAAUGGAUCGUCUCAAAAUUGCAGAAAGCCACGCCGCUGCUAAGUUUAUGGAAGAGCUCCAGGCGUGUGUGUUCUAUGGUGUGCCUCAUAGAGGAUCAAUUUUUGCCACAAUCGCCAGUUGCUUUUUAUUGCGCACGGGAAGGACUGUUUCCGAACUGAGGCCUGGCAGUCGGGAGAUUUUGCAAUUGAAUAGAGAAUAUGAGUUGGCUAUGCAAAAGCGACAUGUGAUACAAUACGCAUUUGUUGAAACCAUUCCGGUGGUAUGGAACUGCAUGGUGGUAGAUUCUUCUUCUGCACGAGGGUCCCUUGAUGAUCAUGAAUAUGUGGCUCUACCGGGCACCAGUCACAAGACUGUGUGCAAGCAUAGGACAAUUCAAUCUGUAGGGAUUGUAAAGUUUGUAGAGUUGAUCAAGAAAGUUGCAACAGCCCUGGAUCCUGCACCAUUAGUGGUGCCUAUCUCUACGAAUGAAAAUGCGUAUUCAGGUCACCCUAUUCACAGAGGUGAUGCGGCCCAAAACUGCAAUGAAGAGACCCAAGGACGUGAUAUGAAGGUCGCAGAUGCGUUUCUUCUUGAGGACAGGAGCAUACCUGUUAACAACCGAACAGCUGAUCCGGGACAAAUUCCCGCCGUUCCGGCUCAUGUGACCAAUAUGAUCAGGGAUAAGGCCCCUGCACCCACGCGUAAAGAUACAUGUGCGGCGGCGCAGUUGGGGUCCACGUUGUACGUGGGGAACUUGGCGUGGAGUGUUGGCGAAGCGGACCUUGCCAAGGUUUGCCAAGGUUUGCAUGUGGGCGACGUGAAGAAAGUGGAGGUGAUUUAUGACCAGCAGCGCCGGAAGAGCCGAGGGUUUGCGUUCGUGACGAUGGCCACCAACGACGACGCGCACGCUUUGAUCAGUGCAUUGGACGGCUUUUAUAUGAGAGGGAGGGCGUUGAAGGUGAACUUCGCGCACAAGUGGUUGACUCCGCGGUUUAAGAGGCGAGAGGGGUGAGAGGGGGGGCAGAGGGGUUCUUUAUUAUUACUAGUUAGUUGUACAAGAUUUUGCGAGCUGUUUUCUUGUUCUUGAUUGCUCAG
Physcomitrium patens is the source of this 2320-nucleotide messenger RNA. RefSeq lists its product as uncharacterized. Gene Ontology annotation, molecular function: RNA binding. The record is from RefSeq and is a predicted model, not a curated record. NCBI's taxonomy places the organism in Eukaryota, Viridiplantae, Streptophyta, Bryopsida, Funariales, Funariaceae.